GACUGUUGAAUAAGGUUCAGCAUUAGGUUGUGAAAUUGUAAUUUAUUUUGAUUGGUAAAAUGUCAUCAUUUGAACAUCUUACUGAGAUAAAGAAUUUCUUGUUAAACAUGGCAAGUUAUGUAGGAUUUGCAAAUCUACCAAACCAAGUCCACCGUAAAUCAGUCCGACGAGGAUUUGAGUUCACUCUAAUGGUUGUAGGAGAGUCAGGGCUUGGGAAAUCUACUCUUAUUGAYAGCUUAUUCCUAACAGACUUGUAUUCAGACAGAAUUGUACCAAAAGCUGAAGAAAGAAUAAAAAAGACGGUAAAAAUUGAGACAUCAACUGUUGAAAUAGAAGAAAGGGGGGUUAAGCUGCGUCUAACAGUAGUCGAUACUCCUGGAUUUGGUGACGGCAUGGAUAAUAAUGACUGUUUCAAGCCAAUUUUAGAGUAUGUAAAUUUGCAGUUUGAGAAUUACCUUCAUGACGAAUCAGGUCUCAAUCGCCGAAACAUCACAGAUACACGAGUGCACUGUUGUUUUUAUUUCAUAUCWCCUACAGGACAUGGUCUAAAACCUCUCGAUAUUGCAUUCAUGAAGGAAUUACAUSAAAAGGUCAACAUUGUACCAGUCAUUGGUAAAGCAGAUACUCUAACAAAGUCAGAACUUGCAAGCAUGAAAGCCAGAGUUCGACAAGAAAUUGAGGAAUAUGGAAUUCAAACUUACCAUUUGCCUGAAUGUGAUGAUGAUGAAGAUGAAGACUUCAUUGAGCAAACUAACCAGCUUCGGAUGGCCAUGCCCUUUGCUGUGGUGGGGAGUAACACUUUGAUAGAAGUUGGAGGCAAAAAGUCUCGGGGAAGGCUCUACCCUUGGGGUGUUGUGGAAGUUGAGAACCCUGAACAUUGUGAUUUUUCUAAACUACGAACAAUGCUUAUUACUCAUAUGCAAGAUUUAAGAGAGGUCACACAAGAUGUUCAUUAUGAGAAUUUCAGAGCGGCAGCACUAGGUGAAGUAGCACCAGCAACCCCAAGAAGUAGCAAGAGUUUGAGCAGAGUAAAGGAGCAGGCUGCMAAAGAAGUUAUGGAGAAGGAGAGAGCUUUACAAGAAAAGGAAGCUGAGCUAAAGCGAAUGCAAGAAAUGAUUGCAAAAAUGCAGGCACARAUGAAGGCAAAGAGCUAGCAUUAUCAACAAACCAUGACAAAGGCCAGGAACAUUUGAUAAUCASCAAUUUUAUCAUUAAACCAUUUUAAUCUUGUAAAUGUUUUAACAAAGCUUCCAUGAAUAACAGUCCAGUAAUGCAUAACAUUUUUAGCUUGUGAACCCUUGUUAUAUUCGAUUUUUCAAAUAAUCCUGAGUAUCAGAAUGUUUUUGAGUUUAAGUUAAGACCAUUCUUGUCAGGAUCCACCAAAUCAAAGCUAGUAUAAAAUGUCCCCUAAAACAAAUAGUUCAUUUAAAAGCAAUAAAGACCCUAGAAGAUAAGAAAGUUCGAAUUACAAUCUGCGGAGCUAUGAAUAUAUCAAAUAUUAAAGAGAAGUUACACUGACUACCAUACAUUUUCUUUAAUUAAAAAAAAAAUAAAAUCGCAAUGGAUUUCCUAAGGAACCUCCAUAAUUUUUGCAGAAGUAUUUCAAGGCCAGUUUUCUUCAAAGCCAGGGUCAAGGUUAGCGCUAAUCCAGGGUUAACUCUAAAAAACUCUAUGGAGUUAACCUUGGAUUAACUCUAAUUCCAGAAUUCAUUUUGACAUGGUUUGAAAUGUGUGCUAGUGAGCAGUGUUCAUUUGCAGAAGGGUCUAUUGACCUGGUUUUGUGUUAAAAAAAAACACCCCAGUACUUACAAUUUUUGAUAAAUUGUUAUAUGGCCUCAUUUCACACCAUAUAUGUUCACACGAAUAGAAUGUACACAUUUUAUUGAGACAAUAAAGUUUAUUAAAAUGUUAAAAACUCAA
Molecule: messenger RNA, 1920 nt
Organism: Exaiptasia diaphana
Lineage: Eukaryota; Metazoa; Cnidaria; Anthozoa; Actiniaria; Aiptasiidae
Product: septin-2
Exons: 12
Coding region: 60-1154 (364 amino acids)
Biological process (GO): cytoskeleton-dependent cytokinesis; regulation of exocytosis
Cellular component (GO): synaptic vesicle; cell division site; septin ring
Molecular function (GO): molecular adaptor activity; GTPase activity; GTP binding
Source: RefSeq, a predicted model, not a curated record